Molecule: messenger RNA, 1150 nt
Organism: Pseudophryne corroboree (corroboree frog)
Lineage: Eukaryota; Metazoa; Chordata; Amphibia; Anura; Myobatrachidae
Gene: LIME1
Product: Lck interacting transmembrane adaptor 1
Exons: 6
Coding region: 341-1087 (248 amino acids)
Biological process (GO): T cell receptor signaling pathway; B cell receptor signaling pathway
Source: RefSeq, a predicted model, not a curated record
CUUGCACUCACUCAGUGCUCUCUGGGGUCUAAUUAAUUUACUUCUGUGUCUAUUAAUAUCCAGCACUCACUUGGAGGCCACCUACUCUCCCUGCCUAAACCAGUACUGACCUUGCUGAUAACGGUUGUUUUCUGGUUUAUGAACUUGUACUUUUUUCCUAGUACCUUUUUGCACACUUUGUGCACUGAGCUGUGCACUCGCUGUGAUUAUUCAGACAUUCUGCAAUCAAGUCCUUCACUCACACUUUGCUGACACUAACAAAGGUCAUUGUGAUCUGUGCCUGAGGCUAAGGUGAUGCUCAGAUUUUCUUUGUAAAGCUUGAUAGGUAAAGGUUGCCACUAUGGCUCCUGGUCCUGUGAACCCUGACCACAUCCUGCUUCCUCUAUGUUCUGCACUGGGGAUGUUUCUGCUGCUCUGCGGCCUUUGCACACUCUGCAAAAGAAGGAAGAAGAGGAAGAUGAGGAAUAUUUGUUCCAGUGGAGUGGCCCUCGUGGAUGUGACACUGCUUCGUCAGACUCAACUGCGAUCACUCAGCAAGUCUGACACUAAGCUGCAUGAGAUCCAGAGGCCACGACCAGGAGACUCCCAUCUGCGGCCUGUCAGUAUGGACCAACUGUACCACUCUCCACAAUGGCAGGUCCAAAUUGCUCCGAAUGGUGAUGAUGCUACGUACUCCAACUUGAACUACAACCCCCAGCCCCCCCAGAACUCUCUGUAUGAAUGUGUGGGAUCACGAGAAGAGAUGGAGAGUUCCCUAAGUGAAUCUCAAGUCAAUGCUGUGACUGCAGAGUAUGCCUGUGUGCGAAAGGUCAAGAAAGGCGGAAACCAGGUGGCCCAGGAACCCAGAGAUGAGAAAAUAUCAUCACCGCCAUCUGAGGGUAUCUGUCUUCCUAACAGACCAGAGGGGUUCAGACUUGAGGACAUGUACUCCAAAGUACACAAGAAAAAGAAGCAAGUGGGAAGAGAGAACACUCAGGGUUCAAUAAACAUGCGUCCUGAAUGCAUUUUAAAGCCAAAGUUCCCAACUCUGCAACCUGAAGAGAAUUUGUAUGAAAGCAUAUGUGAGAUGAACAACCAUUCCGAGUAGUCUGCCAGAACUCAGGGGCCUAACUUAGGUAUCCGGACUCCAGGUCGACAGCACAAAGGUCGA